Molecule: messenger RNA, 696 nt
Organism: Mycena indigotica
Lineage: Eukaryota; Fungi; Basidiomycota; Agaricomycetes; Agaricales; Mycenaceae
Exons: 7
Coding region: 1-696 (231 amino acids)
Cellular component (GO): membrane; cytoplasm
Source: RefSeq, a predicted model, not a curated record
AUGAUGCCGCAUCUCCCUUUAAAACGAUUUGGAGCAGCUAGGAGCCCAUGUAAACUUAAUGGCUACUCUCACUCUCGCUCGCGCAUAUCAGUCGAGUUUCGACACCCACCCACACAGGACUCUAGCGUAUGGCUUUGGCUUACCAAUUUAACUGGUGGUGCCCUCAAUGCCUUGGGCGACAUUGUCGCACAGUUGAAUCACAACGUUAAGACGCGUAACACCCACGAUAAACACGAAAACUGGGACCCAGUUCGAACCGCUCGGUUCUUCAUCUUUGGGGCCUCGAUAUCACCCUUUCUUGGCCGUUGGAACGCAUUCCUCGAGCGAAAGUUUCCUCUACGCGCAGCCGGAGCCAAGCUCAGCCUCAAUGCACUCUCAAAACGCGUUGCCUGUGACCAAAUCAUUAUGGCUCCUAUCGGCCUCGUCGCGUUUAUAAGCACUAUGGGCGUCCUCGAAGGCCGUAGUCGAGAGCAGAUCACUCAGAAAUUCAAAGACAUGUUUGUGCCAACUCUGCGGACAAAUUGGACGGUAUGGCCUGCCCUCCAAACCUUGAACUUCACAUUGGUGCCUCUCCCACUGCGUGUCCCUUUCCAAUCAACUUGUGGUGUGUUCUGGACUCUUUACUUGUCUACCGUCAAUGCCAGAGAAGAGAACAAACAAGACCGCGAGAUCGCCAUGCGCCGCACGCUUGGAUAA